UUGGGAUUCAAGAUAUGAACUGGAAUUGCACAAUUUCGAAGAGUGCGGGGACGAAGGCGAGAUUUGGUUUGGAAAGAGCGCUGAGAAAAGGAUCGUCGAUUUCGUCACGACGCACAUACCCAAAACUGCUCCCAUUCUCGACCUCGGAUGCGGGAAUGGCUCGGUUUUAAGAAGAUUGAGGAAACAUGGUUACGCCAGUCUCACAGGUGUAGACUAUUGCCCUGCUGCCAUUGAGUUGGCGAAACGAGUUUCAAAUGAGGAGCAGGAAACUUCUGAAUGCGCUAUCACUUUUGAGAAUUGCGACUCGCUGCUUACAAAAGUGCUGUCAUUGAAGCUCUCAGCUCUUCAGGGAAAGUUUGUGAUAUUCUCCUGCAAUUUCACUAAAGAGGAAUUAUGCAAAUUCUUCGCCGAUGGUGUUUCUCUUAUCUUCCAUAGCGAGAUCCCUGCUGCUCAUACGAUCAGCUUCGGUGGUCGUCAAGGAGUCACGUCGACAGGUGUGGUUUUUGAGAAGAACUG
Ostertagia ostertagi is the source of this 516-nucleotide messenger RNA. The record is from the annotation of a GenBank genome assembly. Lineage: Eukaryota; Metazoa; Nematoda; Chromadorea; Rhabditida; Trichostrongylidae.